ACACCUGUUGCUGUCCUAUUUCUGCUCACUCCUCUCACUUCUGCCUUCUCCCUCAUUACAUACACUUUUCUUCACUCCACAAACUUGCGUAAAAAUGGGAUUAAUCACUGGCCUCUUCGCAUUUUUCUUCCACCUGCCACAGAUUUAUAAGUGGCUCUUAAAGCCAUAUUAUUUGCUGUCAUUUCUUCUGUCUGUCGCUUUCCUUGCUGUGCGGAAGUGUCCGGGUGUGUGUGAGCACUUACCCUCACAGAGAGAAGACGGAGACUCCUGCAACUUUGACUGGAGGGAGGUGGAGAUCCUCAUGUUCCUCAGUGCUAUUGUCAUGAUGAAGAACCGCAGAGCGAUAACUCUGGAGCAGCAUAUAGGAAAUAUUUUCCUCUUCAGUAAGGUGGCAAACAUGGUGUUGUUCUUCAGAGUGGACCUGAGAUUUGGCCUCCUCUACAUCACACUGUGUGUCGUGUUCCUGAUCACAUGUAAACCUCCCAUCUACAUGGGUCCUGAAUACAUCACAUACUUCAAUGACAAAACCAUAGAUGAGGAAAUGGAGCGGGACAGUCGAGUAACGUGGCUUGUCGAGUUCUAUGCCAACUGGUCGCCAGAGUGUCAGUGUUUUGCGCCCGUUUUUGCGGACCUCUCGCUGAAGUAUAACUGUGCUGGACUCAAAUUUGGAAAAAUAGACAUAGGACAAUAUGCGGCUGCUGCUGAGAGGUAUAAAGUAAGUCUCUCACCACUCUCCAAGCAACUGCCCUCUCUGCUGCUGCUGCAGGGCGGCCGUGAAUUUAUGCGUCGUCCCCAAGUGGAUAAGAAGGGAAGAGCUGUGAGUUGGAGCUUCACAGAGGAAAAUAUCAUCCGCGAGUUCAACUUGAAUGAAAUACUUGAGAAAUGUAAAAAGCUCGGCAAAGGGCGGAGUGAGAAGAUAGAGGAGAUGGGGUCCCUUCCACAAGAACAUGCUGAUGGAGAUCAAGCACUGACGGACAAGUUGGAGAGCAAAAAAGACAAAUAAAAGCAGAAUCCUGGGAGAUUGACGAAAGACUAGAUAGCUGGUUUUGUACCUCUGUAAAGCAAACUUGUGGUGAGAAAGGUUAAAUAUAAAUGAUUAGUAUCAGUGUUCAUGUGUUGAAAGUGCUCACCUUUUUGUUGUAGAUACACCAGUGAGUCUCUACUGGAUAGAACACGAAAGAAUUUGUGUGUCUGUCUGUGACCAUGCAACAUUCUCUUGUGUAUGUUAAAUCUUUAAAGGUGCAGUUUGUAACUUUUAGAGCCUUUAGCUGCCUGUGAGGUGAAUCUCAACUGCAAUGGAAUCAUGAAAUGAAAAUCAUGAUUUUCUUAACGAUCUGUAAUAUUUUUUACACCAUAGCACUGCUGAUUUCUUAAAUCUGAUUGGUCAAAAGGUGUUGAUUAAUGUUAUAUAAUAGUAGCUCUGAUAGCAAUUGAUAUUAACGGCUUGUUCUAAUACAUUACCGUUUCUAUAGUAACAGAUCAUUCACAGGGACAUGUAUGGUGGACAAUCUAGGCUGAAAUUAACAGAUUAAAAAAAAAAACGUGCAGUUGUUUAACAAAAUAAAAUGUAUAAUCGUUUAUAUGAUGACGUUUUCUGUAAGG
Molecule: messenger RNA, 1602 nt
Organism: Pangasianodon hypophthalmus (striped catfish)
Lineage: Eukaryota; Metazoa; Chordata; Actinopteri; Siluriformes; Pangasiidae
Gene: tmx2a
Product: thioredoxin-related transmembrane protein 2a
Exons: 8
Coding region: 95-1003 (302 amino acids)
Biological process (GO): brain development
Cellular component (GO): membrane-bounded organelle
Molecular function (GO): disulfide oxidoreductase activity
Source: RefSeq, a predicted model, not a curated record